Molecule: messenger RNA, 1519 nt
Organism: Trametes versicolor FP-101664 SS1
Lineage: Eukaryota; Fungi; Basidiomycota; Agaricomycetes; Polyporales; Polyporaceae
Exons: 3
Coding region: 1-1317 (438 amino acids)
Source: RefSeq, a predicted model, not a curated record
AUGACCCUCCAGCACGAACCGAACCGGCCCACAUCAAUCGACCUCACGCUUGCGCUCGAGCGUGAACUUGACAACGAGUCGCUCCCCAAUUCCCCGAACCCGCCACGACCGCAAUCUCUCGAUACCCAUGUCCUCGCCUCAAUUGUUACCCAGCUUCGUCUCUCGCUCGCGGAGGUCACGAAGGAACGCGAUACCCUUUCGGAACAGCUUGCUGAAGCACAGACGCGGGAGGGCGGCUUGAAGGAGGCCCUCGAGCACGUCACAGACAAGUGCCUCCGCUGCGAGAACGAGCUCGAGGGGGCGGCGGCGAAGCGUCAGGAGGACGAGGAGACGAUUUCCAUGUUGCGCACGAAGGUCGAGGAGAGCAGACGUGCAUUGAUGCGCCUCCAGACGGAGAAGCGGAUGAGCGCCGCUUCCAAUCUUACACUCGAUCUCUCGCGGCCGCCCCCUCAACACGCUUCACUGAGCGGCCCACCAUCCUCUCGCCGAUCAUCCUUCCAACCCUUGACCGGCACGUCCGCCGGGCGCACGGGGCACCGCAGGAUCUCGUCGGUCUCCGACUCUGGCGUCCUGGCCAAUGCAUACGGCGACGGUCAAUGGCCGCCCCCGUCACCCAUGUCGCCUGACGCCACGCCCACCGAGCGUGCCCCCACCCAACACAACCGCCGCGUGUCGCUCCUCUUCGGGCGCGGGGGCGCUGCGCAACCCGAGUCGAUUGGGGACAUCGAGGUGGAGCUGCUGCGGAAACAGAUGCAGCUCAUGCAGCAGCAGCUCGACGACACGAAGCGCGACCUGUCCGAGGUGCAGGAGGCCCACGAAGCGUCGGAGCUCUGCGUGCGCGCGCUCAGGACGUUCAUCGCGGACAACAACGUGGGCAUCCCAGCUGCUAUCGGCACGGGCACGGGGAAGCCCUCGCAGCCCCCCACGCACUCGAAGCAGGGCAGCACGGCCUCUCGGUGGGGCUUCCGGUUGUGGAACACAGAGCCCGAGGUGCCUACUCCACCGCAGUCGGGCAUCGCCUCCCCCGCAUCGACACCGGUGCAGACUGCCCCCAGCAAGUUCGGGGGGCUGUUCACUGGACGGAAGAGCACGUCCUCGAAUUCGGCGCGGCCCUCGUACGACCCGGUGCACCAGGAGCCGAUGUACAACGGCUCCGACACGUCGUCGCUGCCGGACUCGUCUGGCCCCAUCAGCCCUGCGUCCGAGGUUCCGCACACAAGCAUGGGCGAGCUCGGUGGCGAUGAUAUGGUCAGGGCGAAGGAGCAGAGGGCUGUCGUGCAGCCGUUUGAGCACACACAGGAGAUUUCGGUUGCAUAGAGAUUCGGCGUCCGUACUUAGGUAGUUAUGACCGUGAUGACUUCUCUGGAUUGUAAUAUACGGAUCGGAAACUUGUACAGUACGACUGGCUUGGCGCGUACAUGGGCUUAGUGUCUCGCCAAGCAACAUAAUAGAAUUCGCAGUCUGUGUAACCAACAGCCUUCGUUCGACGACUCUCGCGUUAUAAUGCAUUAUACAAUCG